Thelazia callipaeda (thelaziosis nematode) is the source of this 954-nucleotide messenger RNA. NCBI's taxonomy places the organism in Eukaryota, Metazoa, Nematoda, Chromadorea, Rhabditida, Thelaziidae. The record is from the annotation of a GenBank genome assembly.
AUGUAUAAGAAUAGACCAAAUAAAAUUCAAAAAAUAAUGAAUGUGCAAAUGGUUUUGGAUGCAUUAAAAAGUGAUGGCGUACGCUUGAAUAAUAUUGGAGCACAUGAUAUUGUCGAAGGGAAUAUGAAGUUUAUACUCGGUUUACUUUGGUGUCUGAUUCAAAAGUACCAAAUUGAUACAAAUAUGAAGUUACCAAUGAGAAAAUUGAUGAUGGUAUGGCUUCAGAAUGUAUUGCCAGAAUUGAGUUUGAAAAAUUUUCAUCAUAACUGGAGUAAUGGCCUUGCAAUUAGCGCUCUUCUAGAUUAUUGUCAGCCAGGAUUAUAUCAAAACUGGAGAAGCUUAGAUCUACUUAAGAGUGAGGAAAACUGCGAAACAGCAAUACACCUCGCAGAAGUAAACUUCAAUAUUCCGCCAAUAUUAUCCGCGCGUGACAUGUCUUCACCAUAUUUGGAUGAAUUAUCCUGUAUCACGUAUUUAUCAUAUUUUCUGAAAGUUGACGGACCAGGGUACAAAGCUACUCUGCGCAACGUGCGAGAGUUAAUACCAGACAUUGAUGUUCAAGACUUUGGAUCAUCUUGGAAAGAUGGUUAUUACUUGUGCUCAUUAGUAAAAGCACUUGGAGGAAGCGUAACAGCAUAUCCUAAUGAAAGCCAUGCGCAAUCCUUGGAGAAUAUUAAAAGAGCGUUAAAUGCCGCAUCAUCAUUGGGAGUAAAUUCUGUGGUAAACGCAGAAGAAAUUGUCGAUCCUUCUUCAGGACAUUUAGGCAUUUCAGUGAAUUUAGAUUUAGCAUUCGCCGAAAAAUCAAACGUAAACAUUAACGAUUUGGAAGUGCAAGUGAUUGGACCCAGUAGACAAGUGCUUAGUGAAGAAUCAUUGAAGUUACGUAAAAAUUGCACACGCAAAGGAGCCGUCAUAUCAAUGAUUCCAUAUCUGCAAGGGCUCCAUAAUGGAUAA